AGGCGGGUGUGUGAGCGCGAGUGAGUCUGAGUGAGUGUGUGUUGUCAGCUGACUGACAUCAUCUCUGACAGCCGUCACAACACCGUGUGCUACCUGCUGACAGAAGCUAGCAGCCUUUAGCCGAGGCUGUGCGGUUGGACCGGGGUGGGUUAUGUUUCCCGGAGCCAGGACCGCAGACGGAGGCUUGUGCACCACCGACCCAUGGCGGCCGAGAUCCAGCCCCAGCCGCAGGCUCGGAAGCCAUGUCUGCUGAGCAAGAUCGAAGCUUUCCAAGAUGUAGUGAGCUCGGCGGUCAUCAUCCCCAAAGAGGACGGCGUUAUCAGCGUGUCCGAGGACAGGACGAUACGGGUGUGGCUGAAGAGAGACAGCGGUCAGUACUGGCCCAGUGUGCACCACACAAUGUCCUCGCCGAGCUCCUGUAUGUCCUUUAACCCAGAGACCAGGAGGCUGUCCGUGGGCAUGGACACUGGAAGUAUCUGUGAGUUCAUCCUGUCAGAAGACUACAACAAGAUGACCCCAGCACGCACAUACCAGGCUCAUCAGGGCAGAGUGACCGUGGUGCUGUUUGUGCUGGAGAUGGAGUGGCUCCUGAGCACCAGCCAGGACAAGAACUUCACCUGGCACUGCUCAGAGAGCGGCCAGCAGCUGGGAACGUAUCGCACCGCCGCCUGGGUCUCAGGACUACAGUUUGAUGUGGAGACCAGACACGCCUUCGUAGGGGACCAGUCUGGUCAGGUGACCAUCCUGAAGUUGGAGCAGGACAACUGCAGCUUGGUCACCACCUUCAAGGGACACACUGGUAAUGUGACGGCGCUGUGCUGGGACCCGGUCCAGAGGGUGCUGUUCUCCGGCAGCUCAGACCACUCCAUCAUCAUGUGGGACAUCGGAGGGCGCAAAGGCACCGCCAUCGAACUGCAGGGACACAAUGACAGAAUUCAGGGCUUGUGCUAUGCCUCGCACACUCGUCAGCUCAUCUCCUGCAGCUCAGAUGGAGGCAUCGUCAUCUGGAACAUGGAUGUGACGAGACAAGAGACCCCAGAGUGGCUGGACAGUGACUCCUGUCAAAAGUGUGAGCAGCCGUUCUUCUGGAACUUCAAGCAGAUGUGGGACAGUAAGAAGAUCGGCCUGCGGCAGCACCACUGUAGGAAGUGUGGCCAGGCCGUGUGCGGCAAGUGUUCGUCCAAACGCUCCACCAUCCCCCUCAUGGGCUUCGAGUUCGAGGUGCGUGUGUGUGACAGCUGCCACGAGUCCAUCACUGACGAGGAUCGAGCGCCCACAGCCACCUUCCACGACAGCAAGCACAGCAUUGUUUACAUGCACUAUGAGCCCACCACUGGAAACCUGCUCACCUCUGGCACCGACAAGGUUAUCAAGUUAUGGGACAUGAGUCCUGUGGUGUCCUGAGGUCUGCAGGCGACCAGCAGUCACCCAGAAGUUCUGUUCACCAAACUGUGAUGGAUUUCACGGCAGCAGUUGCAAUUGGAAGAGAGAGAGAGAAGCUUCUCCAACAAAAUCGAUGUGAUCCGGAUAAUAUUUAACAGCGGUUGGUGCACGUUCACAGUGAGGACACUGCAGGCCGACGAGGCCUGGGAACAGGACGGCCUCGGUUGACACAAGGCUACAGACAGUUUGUUUGUGUGAAGGCUGCCCUCAGCUGGGGGAUCUGUGUGUGUGUGUGUGUGUGUGUGUGUGUGUGUGUGUGUGUGUGUGUGUGUGUGUGUGUGUGUGUGUGUGUGUGUGUGUCUGUGUCUGUGUCUGUGUCUGUCUGUCUGAGAGGGGUGGAGGCGUUUGACUUUGUAAGGAAUUGACACCUUAUUUACUUAAUUUCAUUGCAUUCCAGCCGAUUUCAUGUUUGAAACUCAUAAAGCAGUGAGUGAAACCUUUCUGCACGGUCGAACCAAAACUUAACAUUUGUUCAAUGUGAAGCACGUCAUGGAACUGGACCACAACUCGCAUACAAGCUCAAACGCUCUCAUUUAGGUUUAGCUGGCUGUAGAUGUUCCACGAGAGGGAAGCAUUUUAUCAGUUCUCCACCUGCCGUUCCUUAACCACCUACAGGCAAAGAAAGUAACAGCAGCAUCAGUGUCAACUCCUGUGUGGGCAUGUUCACCUCUACCUGCAUUGAGAGUGAUAGCAAACACUUGCGCCACCAACAGGCAAUGAGUUUCAAGUGUCUGAGCUGUACAUUUUAAAGUGACCAACUGUUUGCAGAAAUAACAAGUAAAUCAUGGUCACACUUAACACUUUAAUUUGACAAAACAGUUGCAUCUCAAAAUCCACUUUCAUUUUGUUUUCGGGAACAUGAUGGCUUGUGGACAACUGAGCCUACACUCUGCUCGUCUAAUCCAGUCCUAUUUGUGGUUUGUUGUAGAAUGGUAGUGCAUUAUCCUCACGGGCGUUAUGGUUAUUUUGUCCAUUAUAUCAAUAAGCUUGGCAAAAAACCAAAAACUCUCUGCGUGAUGCAAUACAGUUCCACAUUAUAGACCACGUCCCCCACAGUGACCACACAGUUGAACUUCAGCAGGAGUGGCAGCAACGCCAACCACACGUCCACGUUCCCAUUGUGUGUGUGUGUGUGUGUGAUUACCCUCAGCUCUAACGCAGCUUUGACAACAUUUGAACAUGAUAACCUUCUUAUUCAGUUAUAAACAGAUAUCUGCAUGUGACGACAGACGUCAGUUGUCUGUGGAAAGUCUGUAGUCACUCCUCUAAGUUUUAGAGUUUUAAUUUUUUUGCACCAAAUCUAGUUAGUUUACAAAGCUAAUACUCUCCAAAAGUGUGCAUUUGUGUGUCCCACCACCCUAUUUUUCAUUUGACUUGUUCUAUUCAUCUUUGAUCCUAUUUAGUAUCAUUCAGUUUUAAUGUAUUUUCAUUUAAUUUAUUUACUAUAUUAAACCACUUUUUCAGUCCUUUGGACAAAUUGAAUCUACGUUCCAGCCCCUCUUUCAUCUUAAAGUAACUGGGAGAGUCAUUGAGUACAGAAGAGACAUGGUGAGGAGUUUUACUCUUUGGACAUUCUUAAAUAUAAUAUACACAACCUGUUAACACACAAAGAAUCAGACACACAAGAACCUGCAGGUGUAAUUCUUUGCCUGCAGGUGGCACCAGUUCCAGCACUGUAGCAGCUGCUGCGGUCCUUGCCUGUAGAUGGUGCUCAUGAGCACAUUUGUAUAUCUGCUUUUCCUGAUCUUGCUAAUGGGUGGAAAAUGGUGUAUUGAAAGUCCAUGUAUAUGAGCUGAUCCUGGUUUCAGGCGCUUCACAUCACAUGUUCAAGAUGCAAAGAAACCAUCUUCUACUUUCUGAACACACUUAAAUGAUUUUAGUGAAAUUUGAUUUUGUGUAAUAUUUCUUCAACCAUGUGAAAGUGAGGGAACGUGUCAUGAAAUCCCUAAUGAGCCCCUCAUGAGUCUCUGUUUGGGCUGCUGAAUUCAUAGAGGGUCGUGGAAGGCCACAAACAUUUGAGGUUUACGCAGUUUCUUUUCCAGCUUAAGUGUGUCUGUGCAGUUCUGUAUCCUCAAAUGCAAAACUAGACAUCAAGCAAAAGUAUUAAAGCUGUAAUAUGUAAUAACAUUAGUUUAAACGCUCAAAAAUUGAGUAAAAAUGAUUCACAGAAUGUGGAGAAGACAUCUCUGCACAGUGUGCAUCUACUGAAGCUAGCAUGCUAACCAGCUCGCCCCAACCGUCCUCUCUCAUAAAACUACUCGAAGCCCCACAUCCUGACCGCUAGUCGCUGGGCUAACUAGCUAAGGACAGCUACAGUUAGUGUUGGUUAGCAGUUACUCUGGCGAUAUGCUGCCGCCUGUCAGGCAAUUCUUAUGUAUUGCACCUUUAACCUCAUACAGCUGGUCCAUGAUAACAAACACAUGCUCUGUGAAAACACACAGUCUAAACCCACAGAACUUUGCUUUAAACUGUAGUUGAGAAAAUAAAUAAAUGUCAGGCUAAAAUGUAGAGAAGUGUGUAUAAAUUGAUCCAAUCAGAAGUUAAUGUGCAGCCACAAUAAGAUGGAGCCUUUGAUUUGGUUUUUGAAAUCUUCAUGUGGGAUAAGUGUGUGAGACUCUGAGGGGAAACAUUUCGUUCUCCCUUGGCUGGAUAGAAAACGUGUGGAUAAUCAAAAUUUUGAGAUCAAUACAGAGGAAAUCAAUUUGACAUUUAGAUAAAAAAAAAAAAACUAAGUACAACCAGUGUUUGUAAUCUGUAAACGAACCAAUCAUACUGCUGGCUGAUCUGUCAGCUGUUUUACGAGCGUAUUUAUCAUUAGAAGUGAGGUCUUAAUGUUUCUGACAUAUCAUCAAGCUAAUCAGUGGCAGCACAUGCACACAUGUAUCAGGACUGAAAGAAAACUAAUGAACACUUUGAUUUUGUUCUCAUCGUUACUGUUUGAUAUUGUAUAAUGGCUUUAUGUCAAUGCACUGGAAUGAACAAGCAAAUGUCACAAAUGGCUGCUGUGAGGAGAAAAGGAGAAGCAUUUGAUCGUUGUGUUUGUGCUUUAAUGUAGUCACAUAGUGAUCUCCUCUAAUGUUCAAACCCACUAAAUAUUUUCCAAAGAUGUUUCGACUUGAGAGCAAAGAUAAGGUUGUGUUAACGAACAUCAUCCAACAGUUUCACAGCUGUCCAGAAAGGUACAUGUUCAACACCUUAAAGGACCAUACCGGUGAUUUUCAGACAAUUAAAUGCUUUACCAUUGUUUAUUCCUUUUCUUUUUUGUUUGCCUUGUGCACAGUUCAAGUGAAACUGUGUCUGCCUGGAAUAUUAGUAAAAAAAUAUAUAUAUAAAAAACUUGUGAUCAUGUAAAGUGUGUGAGAUUAAUGUGGGCAAGAAUGUGCAAAAUCAUUGGUGUGGCCCUUUUUAAAGGUUUAAAAACAGUACACAGGAGAUGUGAAGCUGUUAGAGUGACAAUCCCUUAACACAUCACAUGUAUCUAUAUCUGAGGCCAGUUGCAGGAGAGAUAACCGACAUCAUUGUGUGUUUCAGUGUGUCCGUUUAUGUAACCAUGUAUGUGUAAAUGACAUUAAAAGAGCAGGUUUGCCUACUUGA
Acanthopagrus latus (yellowfin seabream) is the source of this 5037-nucleotide messenger RNA. It is a transcript of the gene wdfy2, whose product is annotated as WD repeat and FYVE domain containing 2. Bases 202 to 1404 code for a protein of 400 amino acids. NCBI's taxonomy places the organism in Eukaryota, Metazoa, Chordata, Actinopteri, Spariformes, Sparidae. The record is from RefSeq and is a predicted model, not a curated record. The transcript is spliced from 12 exons. Gene Ontology annotation, molecular function: metal ion binding; protein binding.